AAAUGGUGGACUUCAUGGAAGGAGAGGACCUGACUAAUCUGUAUAAAAGGCUCAUUCCAAGGUGGCAGUACAUCCAUGCUGCGUCUUAAUAUGGUAAAUUGUGAAGUGGUAACACAGCUACAAAUACAGGUGAGGCCGGCUCCUCACAUCGCUCAGUGCUUUGUGUCCACACUCAAUGGGAUCACUGUGGAGACAGCAAAGUCCCUGUUUCCAGACGGCCAGCCACACCGGUGUCAAGUUGCAUCCUCUUAUUUGUUGCCGUGGGAUUGGACGCGCCGACAGCAGCUCCACCCCCAAUAGUGAGAUUUGUGCCUCUGCAAACCAAACUCACCUGUGAUAUCUGGUCCAGCAACAACAGGCACUCACAUCAUCAGAGUCGAAACCUGAGCAAGCAGCACAAGAGAAGAUCUAUUGAAGAACUGAGCUCUGUACACCAUGGCCUCUGUGCGCUGUCACUCGGUACGUCAGCCGUCCUUCUCCAGCAUUUCUGUAAGGGACAGUGGACGCAGCAUCCGCUCCAAGCCUCCGGUCUCCGUCAGCACGCUGUCUCUGUCGCGCUCCAUCUCAAUGGGCAACGGCCUCAACAUGCUGGGCUCCAGCCUCUCCUUCAACGGCCUCAGUGUCGCGGCCAGCGACAAGGAGACCAUGCAGGGCCUGAACGACCGGCUGGCGAACUACCUGGACAAGGUGCGCUCAUUGGAGAGGUCCAACGCUGAGCUGGAGGUGAAGAUCAAGCAGCUCAUGUUGGAAAGGGCUCCGAAAGGGCAUGACAUUGAGGGGAUGAUGGCCCAGGCACACGCCAUCGGGCAAGAGGUGAGAAAGAAGACGCUGGAGAACGCCCGCAUCAUGCUGGAGAUUGAUAAUGCCAAGCUGGCUGCCGACGACUUCAGGGUCAAAUGGGAGGCGGAGGCCACCUUGUGUCAGUCAGUAGAGAGAGACUGUCAGGCUCUGAGGAGGGCAAAGUCUGACCAUGACCAGAUCAUCGCCACUCUGCGAGGAGACCUGGACAGCCUGAAGGAGGAGCUUUACUUCCUCAAGAAGAAUCACGAUGAGGAGAUGAACUCUCUGAAAGCUCGUCUGGCCAACGAGCAGGUCAGUGUGGAGGUGGAUGCAGCUCAGGGUCCUGAUCUGGGGGCCAUCAUGGCUGAGCUGAGGGUCCAGUAUGAGGGCAUCGCUCGCAAGAACAAGGACGAGGCUGAGACCUGGUACCUCAAGAAGUUGGAGGCAGUGCAAUCGGAGGUCAAAGAAAGCAACGAGGCUUUGCGUUGUGCCCAAAGUGAGCUCAGUGAGAGACGGCGUUUCCUGCAGGCUUUGGAGGUCGAACUGGACAGUCUGCGUAAGCAGGUAGGUGUGUUGGAGGGAAACCUGGGAGAGACCGGGCACAAGUACUCCGUGGAGAUGGACCGUCUUCAGGCGACUCUUACGCAGCUGGAGGAUGAGCUGUCUCAGCUGCGUUUGGACAUGCAACGGAACAAGACCGACUACGAGCAGCUGCUGCGCAUCAAACAGAACCUGGAGAUGGAGAUUGCCACCUACAGGAGGCUGCUGGAAGGAGAGGAGAUGGUGAAAGAAAUCCCUCCACCUCCUAAAAAAGACCCUGAGGUAAGGACCAGGAAGAUUGUAAAAGUCGUUACCCAGACCAUGAUCAAUGGCAAGGUGGUGGAUGAGUCCAGCGAGGUGGAGCAGAUUGAGGAGCGCAAGAAAUGAGCCUAGUUGUGUGCAGAGAGGAAUAAUGUGUCCAUAAUUCAUCCCAAAAUGCCUGCUGGCUUUAGGUCUUUUUUUUGUCUGAUGUUUUACUUAUUUUGCAUUGUGUUUUAAUGCCUUAAGCUUGCUCAAUAUAACACUGAAAUAAAUUAAAAAUAAAAUUCAAAAAUAGUCAUUUUCAGCAAUAUGAAACUGUAUAUUUCUUUAUAUACAAUUCGUUGAAUGAAAGGAGAAAACUUGUAAUGUUAAUGUAAUAAUCCUCUGAAAUGUUAGAAUAGUCGGUGCGAUUAUGCGCGUCCAAAGAAAAUGCCUUCAGAUUGUGCCAGCACUUCUUUGGACACUUCAAUAACAGUAAUAAUGACCUCACUUGAUCAGACAAAGAAUCUUGGUCCACUUACGAGCUGCUUGAGGGUUUGAUUGACACAUUUAACACAGCUUACACAUCUCACGCGUCUUCCUCAGCAGAUGGAGUUUCAAAAUGUGAAGCAAAGCUAGUCAUCUGACCAUGUCUUUGUUUCCAGGGUCGAGAAUGAUCUUUCACACUAAACCUUUAAAGGAAUAGUUUGCCUAGAUGAGAAGGUUGAUGCCACUCUCAUGUGGUAUGACAAAUAUGUGGGUGUAGUUUUAGGUAGGUUAUCUUAGCAGACUGUCAUCUAUGAGGACUGAAAACCAGGAUAAGCCACUAGCCUCUUUUGUCCAGCAGUAAUAAAGUCUGUCUACCAGCAUCUCUGAUGCAUACUAAUAAACACAUUAUAUCUGAUUUAUAUAAAAAAAUAAACUGUCAAAGUCUUUAUGCUAAGCUAAGCUAACCAGCUGCUGGCUGUAGGUUCAUAUGAGAGCAGUAUCAAUCUAUUUAUCUUGUUUCAUUUUAAGAGUAUUUUCUGAGAUUGUGAACUAUUUCCUUAAUUAUUAUGUCCGAGGUUUUGUGAAAGGUUACAGCAAAUGUAAUUGAUUGAAAAUGAAUCUUCAUUGUAUGCAAAACUGUUUCCUGUAAAACAUGUCUUGACCCUGUAACAUCUCCUGUGUAUGCGCGAUAGUUUCUGUGUGAAAUAGUGACGAGAGUAUUGUGAUGUGCUGUAGUUUUGUGAUAGAAAUAAAACAAAUCAACCAAAGCCAAUGUACAGUGUCAAUAAAACACAGUGUUUAUGAGUUUAUAUAAGUGUCCCCGUCAUUUUUACAGAGAUUUCAGCUCAAACAGAAACUUCAGCUGAUACUGGAGGAACAUGAUACGAGGGAGGAACAAAGAAACAUAUGAUUCUGCACCAAGAGGGCAGAAACUACCAAACCAAACAUAUAGUAGUAUCAGGUAACAGGCUUUUGUGUACAGUGUUGUGUUUCAGGGUCUUUCUCUGAGAGUUUGCGUGCACAUGUACAUGCAGCUUAAAAAAUAAUUAAAGGAAUGUUGGGAUACAAAUGCUGGAAAUACAGUUCAGGUGUGGACAAAGUGUGAUGGAGCUGCACGAGACAAGCUAGAAGGGCCAGAGCAAAAUCUUAGACGACAGUGAAUAAAAGCCACUGUGCUGUUAUUCUAGGUUACUGAGAUUGCAUAGGACCACUUGAGAUGUCAUGGAAACACGGAGACAAUGGGCGCACAGUUCAGCGACAAAAGUUCCAAAUCAUGUUUCUCACGUGAGACUUUUCAGUGGUCGACUUCAAGGAUUCUUGUGAUUGUUAUCGUGAAACUUUUCUUCCUUGAAACUGUGACUCAUGAAAUUUGAUCAAACACAAAGAGUUGAAUAGCUCAUCACCGAAGCAUGUAGCUCCUCAGAUGCAGUUUGAGCGAUGACAAAGAUUGAGCAGUUUGCGUUAUACAUUAUGGUGCAUAAAGCUUGUGUGUGUGUGUAUUUUGGGUAUUUAUUUGUAACUUGGUGCUGUAGAAACACAGUUUUAAUAGAAUUUGAAAGCUGUUGUUACUUUAGCAUUCAUUUGGUGCAGUUUCAUGUCAAUGUGAAUACCCUAUAGCUUGUCACGCCAUUGUGAAAAGUUUUACUGAGAUUCUUAAGGAGAUGCAGUCGAAACACCAAAAUUCCCACAGUCUGAUGUCACAGAUAAGUCUGAGUCUGGAACACACCGAAACAGACGGUGAACGAUGUUGUUUUUGUCACCUUGAUGAAAUCCUUGUAA
Molecule: messenger RNA, 3828 nt
Organism: Acanthopagrus latus (yellowfin seabream)
Lineage: Eukaryota; Metazoa; Chordata; Actinopteri; Spariformes; Sparidae
Gene: krt1-c5
Product: keratin, type 1, gene c5
Exons: 12
Coding region: 436-1707 (423 amino acids)
Molecular function (GO): structural molecule activity
Source: RefSeq, a predicted model, not a curated record